AUGGAGAUCGUCUACGUGUACGUGAAGAAGCGCAGUGAGUUUGGGAAGCAAUGCAACUUCUCUGACCGCCAGGCUGAGCUGAACAUUGACAUCUCACCCAACCCUGAGCUGGCCGCACUGUAUGUGGAGCGGAACCCAGUGGACACAGGCAUCCAGUGCUCCGCCAGUAUGUCGGAACAUGAGGCCAACACAGAGCGGUUUGAGAUGGAGAACUGUGGGGUUAACCACGUCGAGGGGGGCUGGCCCAAGGAUGUGAACCCCCAGGAGCUGGAGCAGACCAUCCGCUUCCGGAAGAAAGUGGAGAAGGAUGAGAAUUACAUCAACGCCGUCAUGCAGCUGGGCUCGAUCAUGGAGCACUGCAUCAAGCAGAACAAUGCCAUCGACAUCUACGAGGAAUAUUUUGAUGACGAGGAGGCCGUGGAGGUGACUGAAGAGGCCCCUUCAGCCAAGACCAUCAAUGUCUUCAGGGACCCUCAGGAGAUCAAGCGGGCAGCCACACACCUCUCCUGGCACCCUGAUGGUAACAAGAAGCUGGCCGUGGCCUAUUCCUGCUUGCAGUUCCAGCGCUCGCCCGUGGGCAUGAGCCACGACUCCUACAUCUGGGACCUGGAAAACCCCAACCGACCUGAGAUUGCCCUGAAGCCACCGUCUCCUCUCAUCACCCUGGAGUACAACCCUAAGGAUUCCCACGUUCUCCUAGGGGGCUGCUACAAUGGGCAGAUAGCCUGCUGGGAUACCCGGAAGGGCAGCCUGGUGGCAGAGCUGUCCACCAUUGAGUUCAGCCACCGAGACCCAGUGUACGGCACCAUCUGGUUGCAGUCAAAGACAGGCACCGAGUGCUUCUCAGCGUCCACGGAUGGGCAGGUCAUGUGGUGGGACAUCCGCAAGAUCAGCGAGCCCACCGAAGUUGUCAUUAUGGACAUCACCAGAAAGGAGCAGCUGGAGAACGCCCUGGGCGCCAUCUCCUUGGAGUUCGAGUCUACCUUGCCAACCAAGUUCAUGGUGGGCACUGAACAAGGCAUUGUCAUCUCCUGCAACCGCAAGGCCAAGACGCCAGCGGAGAAGAUCGUUUGCACCUUUUCUGGCCACCACGGCCCCAUCUAUGCCCUCCAGAGAAACCCCUUCUACCCAAAGAACUUUCUGACUGUCGGCGACUGGGCUGCCCGCAUCUGGUCUGAGGAGAGUCGGGAGUCAUCUAUCAUGUGGACCCGGUACCACAUGGCUUACCUCUCUGAUGGAGCCUGGAGUCCCGUGAGACCAGCGGUUUUCUUCACUACCAAGAUGGAUGGGACCCUGGACAUCUGGGACUUGGUGUUCAAGCAGUGUGACCCUGCCCUCAGCCUGAAGGUAUGUGACGACCCACUCUUCUGCCUCCGAGUUCAGGACACCGGGUGUCUCAUCGCCUGCGGCUCCGAACUGGGAACCACCACUCUGCUGGAGGUCUCCAGCAGCCUCUCUACUCUGCAGAGGAAUGAGAGGAACAUAGCUUCUUCCAUAUUUGAACGUGAGACCCGGCGGGAAAAGAUCCUAGAGGCCAGACACCGCGAGAUGCGGCUGAAGGAGAAGGGCAAGGCAGAGGCUAGAGACGACGACCAGAGGGAGGAGGAGACAGCCCUGGACCUCAAUGAGCUAGUCAGCAAAGCCGAGGAGGAGUUCUUCGAAGUCAUCUUCGCAGAGCUGAAGAGGAAGGAGGCAGAGGCCUUGAAGAAGAAACCGAAGAUUAGGAAAAAAGCAAGUAUAGAUGUGGAAGGCGAAGAUGAGCUAGAAGAUAUGGCUGGAGAGGAGGAAGAAUCUGGUAUCAUAAUGGGUGAAGAUACAGGUGAAGAGGACAUGGAUGAGAAGAAUGAGGGCGGGGCCACCUAGGGCAGCCUCUGCCCACAACACUGCCUGCCCCUUCGCGCUCACGGCUGGCCUUCCAUUUGAUGCCGUCUCAUCUGAAAAGCGCAAAGUUGAGUUUCCUUCUUCAGUUAUCAUUGGUGGGGGACAGAUCAGGGACAAGUUACUGGGCCAAGCCCCAUGUGCAUGCUUCUCUAGUGUGGGAAAGGGUAGGACUUGUCUCUGUGCUAACUCCCCUGGCCUCUGCAACUCUGAGGCUAACUCAGACUCGGGGCACACACACAGCCUCAAGUCAGACAUUAGAUGGGUCCCUAGAUUCUGCUUAUCACGGGUUAUCCAAUUAGUAGUUACCAAUGGCUUUCUCCAGAAGCUUCCAGAGCUCAUCUGUGAGCUUGCCUUGGUGCCCAGGGGCCUCCGGAGCACCUGCACAGGGGCAAGUUUCUCUCUCUGUCUCUCUCUCUGUCUCU
Molecule: messenger RNA, 2303 nt
Organism: Rattus rattus (black rat)
Lineage: Eukaryota; Metazoa; Chordata; Mammalia; Rodentia; Muridae
Gene: Dnai2
Product: dynein axonemal intermediate chain 2
Exons: 13
Coding region: 1-1863 (620 amino acids)
Biological process (GO): cilium movement; outer dynein arm assembly
Cellular component (GO): outer dynein arm
Molecular function (GO): dynein light chain binding; dynein heavy chain binding
Source: RefSeq, a predicted model, not a curated record